UUGUACAUUGACAGAAUUUGCUGGAGAAACUCAGAAGGUCUGGCAGCAUCUGUGGAGAGAAAGCAGUGUUAAUGUUUGGAGUCCCUUCGUCAGAACUGUGAUCUGUGACGGUCCCAAGCUGUAAACACUGCUCAGCGAGAUCACCCCUGAAGCAAAGGCAGGCACAGCGGCGAUGUGUUAGUGCCCGGGACUGAGCGCCGUCUCCGGGAAGAUGGUCACCUAUACAGUGACAGUGGCUACAGGGAGCCAGUGGUUUGCAGGCACAGAUGAUUAUGUUUACCUGACCCUGCUGGGAACUGAAGGUUGCAGCGAGAAAACCCUUUUGGAUAAACCCCUCUACAAUGACUUCGAGCGAGGAGCGGUAGACUCGUAUGAUAUGACAGUGACAAAUGAUAUUGGCGAAAUCCUGUUGGUGAAGAUUGAGAAGCGUAAAUACUGGGUGCAAGAUGACUGGUAUUGUAAAUACAUCACUGUAAAAACUCCCAAUGGUGAUUACAUGGAGUUCCCAUGUUACCGAUGGAUUACUGAUCACAAGGAAAUCGAGCUACGGGAUGGACACGCCAGAUUAUCACGCGAUGACCAGACUCAAAUUGUCCGACAACACCGCCGCAGAGAACUCGAGGAGAGGCAGAAGAUGUACAGAUGGAAGGAAUGGCACCCAGGCUUCCCACUGAGUAUCGACGCCAACUAUCACAGUGAGCUCCCCCGUGACAUCCAGUUUGACAGCGAGAAAGGAGUUGACUUUGUCCUGAACUACUCCAAAGCGAUGGAGAAUCUGUACGUGAAUCGGUUUAUGCAUAUGUUUCAAUCUUCAUGGAGUGAUUUUGCAGACUUUGAGAAGAUUUUUGUUCGCAUCAGCAACACAAUUUCAGAGUACGUCAUGCAGCACUGGCAGGAGGAUUUCAUGUUUGGAUACCAGUUCCUGAACGGAUGCAAUCCCGUCGUCUUCCAGAAAUGCAACAGAUUGCCGGAGAAAUUCCCCGUCACCAAUGAAAUGGUGCAGAUCUGCCUGGAGCGGCAAAUGACACUGGAAGAAGAGAUCGAGAAAGGAAACAUUUACCUGGCAGACUACGAGGUGAUGGAUGGAAUUCCUGCGAACUGCACUGAUCCCUGCACCAUCCAGUACCUGACAGCACCCCUGUGCCUGCUGUACAAUAAUGCCCAAAAUAAACUGGUGCCCAUCGCAAUCCAGCUGAAACAAGAACCUGGGCCAGAUAAUCCCAUAUUCCUCCCCACUGACAAUAAGUAUGAUUGGUUGUUGGCAAAAAUAUGGGUGCGGUCAACAGACUUUCACGUUCAUCAGACUGUCACCCAUCUCCUGAAGACUCACCUUAUGUCGGAGGUGUUUGGUAUAGCUCUGUAUCGACAGCUCCCAGCUGUUCACCCUCUGUUCAAGCUCUUGGUGCCUCAUGUUCGAUUUACCAUUGCAAUUAACACCAAAGCAAGGGAGCAGCUGAUCUGUGAGUGUGGCCUCUUUGACAAGGCGAACGGCACAGGAGGAGGGGGUCACGUUCGAAUGGUUCAACGAGCCAUGUCUGAACUCAACUAUAAAUCCUUCUGCUUUCCUGAGAGCAUCAAGAUGCGUGGGCUAGACAACACUGAGGCUCUUCCUUAUUACUACUACAGGGAUGAUGGCCUGAGAGUCUGGGAAGCUGUCCAGAGUUUUGUCACCGAAGUGGUGAACAUCUAUUAUGAUAAUGAUGAGGCUGUUCAGACAGACCAGGAACUGCAGGCCUUUGUGAAGGAUGUCUUUGUGUACGGUCUGAAGGACAACAAAAGCACAGGCUUUCCCAAAACAAUCAAGACAAUUGAGAAGCUUAUUGAGUAUCUGACUGUGGUCAUCUUCACCGCCUCUGCUCAACACGCUGCUGUCAACUUUGGCCAGUAUGACUGGUGUUCAUGGAUCCCGAACUCUCCUCCCACAAUGCGGCAGCCCCCACCUUGCCAGAAAGGUGUUGUGAAUGUGGAGUACAUCAUUGAGAGUCUGCCAGACAGAGGGCGCUCAUGCUGGCAUCUGGGUGCUGUAUGGGCACUCAGCCAGUUUCAGGACAAUGAGCUGUUCCUUGGAAUGUAUCCAGAUGAACACUUCAUAGAAAAACCUGUCAAGGAAGCUAUCCGGAAUUUCCAAAUGCACCUUCAAGAAAUUUCAAAUCGUAUUGCAGAACGCAAUAAAAAUAAGAAGCUUCCAUAUUACUACUUCUCUCCAGAUAGAAUACCCAAUAGUGUAGCAGUCUAAGGGUCUGAUGUACCUCAAACAGAGAGAGAAAGAGACACAGAAAGAGAAAGAGAGAGAGAGAAUAUGGUCAAAUGGAAUAGGCAGAAAAUCUCCACUUCGUGCUUUACAUGUUUUGCAAUCGGCUCCUUGUGUGAAAAUCAUCACUUCUGAUUUUUGAAUCAUCUUCUGCUUAAAGCAAUGAUGAGAAUAUGAGGCUUUAGCACAGUCAGGCUUUGAUGUAUUGCAUGCAGGCAACCCUAUUUUAACCCUGACAAUCCCUCACCCUCACUCCUGGACAUAAAUCUCCCCAGAUUAACCUCAGCACUAAUCUGGGUCUAUGAUUAUUUUAAUUCGCCUCCUGGUUUGUAACAUUUUAAACUUAUUUCAUCUUUUGGAACAAAGUGUUUAAGGCCCAUUCCUAUUUGUCCCUGGAAAGAUGGUGAGAAGGUGGCCGUCUUGAUCACUGCAGUUUUUGACGCAAAAGUGUUUCUUGUUAUGAGGGAUGUCCCAGGAAUUUGACCUGACAAAAAUGAAGGGGUGAAGACAUUUAUCCAAAUUGGCUGCACGUUGGUUCAGUGGUUAGCAUUGCAGCCUCAUGGGACCAGGAGCCAAGGUUCGAUCCCACCUUUGGGCAACAGUCUGUGUGCAGUUUGCACAUCUGCAUCUUUUUCUUCAGUGUGCUUCGGUUUUCUCCCACAGUCCGAAGGUGUGCAGGCUAAGUGGAUUGGCCAUGCUAAAUUGCCUGUAGUGUCCAGGGAAGUGCAGGCUAGAUGGAUUAGCUUGGUGAAGUGUGGGUUAUAAGGUACAGGGAGGUGGGUCUGGGUAGGAUGCUCUUCAGAGGGUUGGUGUGGACUCGAUAAGCCACAUGGCCUGUUUUCACACUGUUUGGAUUCUGUGAUUCUAAAUCAAGAUGACAUGUAGAUCAUGGAGAGACUAGCAGGUACUCGGCGUCUUAUGACAUUAUUGACCUCAUCCUCACUGACAACUGUUGCCAAGUUGACGAAUGCUUAAAAACAAAGCAAAACAAUAAUCCUUUGUCAACAAGACAUGCUUCUUUAGCCAGGCAUGAUUUGGAGAUGCUGGUGUUGGACUGGGGUGUACAAAGUUAAAAAUCACACAACACCAAUUUAUAGUCCAACAGGUUUAAUUGGAAGCACACUAACUUUUGGAGCAUUGCUCCUUCAUCAGGUGAUAGUGGAGGGCUCAAUCCUAACACACAGAAUUUAUAGCAAAAAUUUACAGUAUGAUAUAACUAAAAUUAUACGUUGAAAAAUUGAUUGUCUGUUAAACCUUUCAUCUGUUAGAAUACCGUGACAGUUUCACUUCUUUCAUGUAUAAAUGGAAGUUUUAAAACCUGAGAAUGGAACUUUUUUAAAAAAAGGUUUUGAGAUUUACAAUGGGAAAGGCUGUAAGCAUUAGGAAUAGGAAGGAGUGAUAUGGAGCGAUGGAUAAGAGGCCCAGAGUAAACAACAGCAAAUGGGUUAGAUCUGUAUCUCAUGCCUAAACCCUCAACAAAUUUCCCUUUGUUGAAAUGGCCAUCUCAUGACAUAUACAAAAUUAGUGGGAAGGAAUCCUCUGUCACAGGAUUGGAUGUUACUGGCUGGGCCAACAUUGAUUGUGAGUCCCUAAUUGCCCUUGAGCUGUGUAGCUUGCUAGUCCAUUUCAGAGGGUAGUUAAAAGACAACAAUAUUACUGUGAGUCUGGAGUCACAUGUAGACCAAACCAGGUAAGGAUAGCAGUUUCCUUCUUUAAAAGACAGAAAUUAACCAAAUACUUUUUUUUUACAUCAAUCCAUGAUAGUUGAUAUGGUCACCAUCACUGAGACUAGUUUUUAAUUUCAGAUUUACUUAUUUAAUUUAAAUUCUGUUAGCUGCCUUGUGGGAUUUGAACCCACAAUCCCAGAGCAACAGUCUGGGUUUUUGGAAUCCCAGUCCAAGGACAUUAUCAUCAUGUCAUCGCCUUCAGUGUGAACAGGUGCUUCCUAACUUCAUCCUGAACCCCCUCCACCCAGCGCUUAAUCAUAAAAUUCUGCUCAGAUGUCCUCGUCUGUUCACCAGUUCAUCGUAGAACAUAGAACGUUACAGCGCAGUACAGGCCCUUCGGCCCUCGAUGUUGCGCUGACCUGUCAUUAAAAUCUGAAGCCCAUCUAACUUAUGCUGUUUCAUGUACGUCAUCAUCUAUAACCAAGGCAGAGUAAAAUCCCUGGGACCAUUCUGGUGAAGCAGUAUUGCAGAUCCAAAAGGCAAUCUGUCCCUUCCUGAGAAAUAGCACCCAAAUCUAUAAACAGCCCUUUAGAUUGGGUUAAACCAGAGCUGGCUAAAUCAGUAGUGUGACCAUUACCUCUCUCUGUAUCCCAUCUCCUUAACUUUAAAAAAAAUUCUUGUGUUAAUUCCACUCUCUGUGCCUGUUCGCUCAUUCUGAGUGUAUUCUUUAACUCUAUCUACUUCUCCCAUUUGCAAGCUUCUGAACAUUUAGAAAUUCCUUUCGGCCAAUCAAGAAGAGAACAGAAUAGCUGACCUCGUACUUGUUGAUAUUUAAUUCCAUCUGUUUUGGUUUUUGUGUAGCCAAAAGAGCUGUGAGACGGACCAGGACAGUUCUUGACGGACACCACCAGUAGCAUUGCCUCUCAUUUUCUUUUGGGCUGCACCAGCUUCUGAAGUACCACUAUUCACUGUGUGCAGAGCAUCACAGCUGCUGUGUGCGUGUGCAUUUUACAGGAAUAUUGAGCACCAGUCACAUCCCAUUGAGUGAGCAUAGCGCUGUUUAUUCCAACUCUCCCCCCAAACCAAUUCCAGAGAGAAAUGCCUAAAGGUGGCUUCCAGUUGCUGUGCAACUUUAUUGUUAUUUGUUCACAGUCAGAUUUUUUUUAGAUUAGAUUACUUACAGUGUGGAAACAGGCCCUUCGGCCCAACAAGUCCACACCGACCCGCCGAAGCGCAACCCACCCAUACCCCUACAUUUACCCCAUUACCUAACACUACAGGCAAUUUAGCAUGGCCAAUUCACCUAACCUGCACAUUUUUUUUGGAUUGUGGGAGGAAACCAGAGUACCCGGAGGAAACCCACGCAGACACAGGGAGAAUGUGCAAACUCCACACAGUCAGUUGCCUGAGUCAGGAAUUGAACCCAGGUCUCUGGCGCUGUGAGGCAGCAGUGCUAACCACUGUGCCACCGUGCCGCCCUUACAAGAUUUAUGGAAUCUUGUUGAAUGCCAUGUGCAACCUUUAGACAGACCUGCAAACACUGCGACAUCCACCAAGUUAGUUACCGUCUCACAACAUUUAACCAGGUUUUCUUGACCUGACUUACUCUUUACAAACACAAAUUGGAUUGCUCUCAUUUCUCAUUGGUCCAAUUAUGCACAUUCACCCUGCCCCAAACACAAUACAUUCAAAUAGAAUACAAAGUUUUAAAUUCUUAGUUUUUCACCUUUCCUUAAAUUAUGAAGUGCCUUUUGCAAUUUUCCAACCUACGGGAACAAUCCCAGAAUUGAGAGAGCUUUGGAAGGUCAUAACUCUCUGGAAUAUGUGCAGCUUCCUCAGUUUCUUGUUUUACGAUUGAGAAAGGGGAUGUAUGAAGGGGUUUACUGAUAAAGGUAACAGUUCCACUGAUUACAGAAGUGAGUCAACACAGUAACAAUGCAGAGACCUAAUCCGGUUUAUAUUUAAACAGAAAGGGAUAAGUCACUUAGCCAGAACUUAGUCUGAAAAUGAUCUGAUGUAACAAGGAGGAAGAUAGUCUCAUGUGCAUAGAGAAGAACCAUUGCAGUAGGUAGUGUGAGCUUCUGCAGUGAAAGUCAGGAAAUGUUUCUUUAUUAAAGGUAGGGACUCUUAUUUUGGACCCUUCUGUAUUAUAGUGCUACACUUCUGAUAGCUCAUUUUUGGUAUUACAAGCUCAUAAAAUAUGGAAUGCUUCUAUUAAAGAUGCCUUUAUAAAUGUU
Molecule: messenger RNA, 6155 nt
Organism: Hemiscyllium ocellatum (epaulette shark)
Lineage: Eukaryota; Metazoa; Chordata; Chondrichthyes; Orectolobiformes; Hemiscylliidae
Gene: alox5a
Product: arachidonate 5-lipoxygenase a
Exons: 15
Coding region: 212-2236 (674 amino acids)
Biological process (GO): lipid oxidation; linoleic acid metabolic process
Cellular component (GO): nuclear envelope
Molecular function (GO): arachidonate 5-lipoxygenase activity; iron ion binding; protein binding
Source: RefSeq, a predicted model, not a curated record